AUGGAUACUACAUUACAAAUUAGGGAUUAUUUCUAUGGAGGAUUUAAUAAAUUUUGUUUAGAUAAUUAUGAUAAAAUCCAAAGCCAGGAAAAGAAGGAACUAGAAGAAUAUAUAUAUCAAAUAUAUAUGAUAAAAAAUAUUAAAAAUGAUUUAAUAUUAAGUUUAAAUAAUCCGAACAAUUCAAAUUUAUAUUUAUUAUAUUUGUAUUAUAAAUAUUAUUAUUUAUGUGAUAAAGAAAAUGUGUUAGAAGAAAUAAGUCAAUUAAAAACAACUUCUCAAAAUGCUAAUAUAUUAAAAAGCAGAAUAUUAUUUGAUAAUGAUAAGAUAGAAGAAUGUUUUGAUUUACUUGAGGAAGGAUCUAUAGAAUUAAAUGCUGCAAAAGUUUUUAUGUUACUAAAUAUAUGGAGAAACGAUAUAGUAUAUAAUAUUAUGAAUAAUUAUUUUUUUAAAAUGAAUGAAGAUAUUCCAAUAGUAAAAAUAGUUUUAGCUAUUUUCUAUUUAUAUAAUAAUAAUAAUAAAGAAAGCUUUUUAAUUUUUGAUGAUCUAGAAUCUUUAUAUACACCUAUGCUUAAUGAUAAUUCAAAUAUUAUAUGGAAUGGUAAAGGAGUAUCAAAUUUGUUAGGUCAUGAAUAUAAUGACGCAAAAGAAUUUUUAACUAAUGCUUUAAAAAAUUCGGAUAUAUCUUACCCUGAUGCUAUAUAUAAUCUUAUUACAUGCUCAUUAUAUUUAUGUGAAUUAGAAGAAGCAGAUGAUUAUUUAAAUAAACUUUAUAGUUCAUACCCACCUCAUGAUAGUUUAUCUGUUUUGAAAAACAUCGAUUAUGAAAUUGAUAAUUUUGUUCCCGAUUUUUAA
Messenger RNA from Plasmodium vinckei vinckei, 852 nucleotides. RefSeq names its product coatomer subunit epsilon, putative. Gene Ontology annotation, molecular function: structural molecule activity; protein binding. Lineage: Eukaryota; Apicomplexa; Aconoidasida; Haemosporida; Plasmodiidae. Gene Ontology annotation, cellular component: COPI vesicle coat. The record is from RefSeq and is a predicted model, not a curated record. Gene Ontology annotation, biological process: intra-Golgi vesicle-mediated transport; retrograde vesicle-mediated transport, Golgi to endoplasmic reticulum; endoplasmic reticulum to Golgi vesicle-mediated transport. The transcript has 2 exons. Bases 1 to 852 code for a protein of 283 amino acids.